UCUGUGUUAUAAUGAAGAAUAACAUCUUUUCUAAUAGACUUUCAGACUGCAGUAUCAGUGAAGAAGGUUAUAAAGCUCUGUCUUCAGCUCUGAGAUCAAACCCUUCACACCUGAUAGAGCUGGAUCUCACAGGAAAUGAUCCUGGAGAAUCAGGAGUGAAGCUGCUCAGUGAUUUACUACAGGAUCCAAACUGUCAACUCAACACACUGAGGUUUUUGGGUCCUGCUGCAGAUGAAGGCUGUCAGUAUGUGACUGGAAUUGUGGGUAAAAACCCGUUACUCCUGAGAGAGCUGAAUCUGAGUGGACGUAAACUAGGAGACACAGGAGUGAAUCAGAUCUCUGCUCUACUGCAGGAUAAACACUGUACACUCAACACACUGAUUCUGUGUGGAUGCAGUAUUACAGAGAAACAGUGUCUCAUCCUGACUUCAGCUCUGAAAUCAAACCCAUCACACCUGAGAGAACUGAACCUGAGCUGGAAUAAACUACUAGGAGACUCUGGAGUGAAACACCUCAGUGAUCUACUGAUGAACACACAAUUCAAGCUGGAGAAACUAGAUCUGCGUGAAUGCAGUAUUACAGAGAAACAGUGUCUCAUCCUGACUUCAGCUCUGAAAUCAAACCCAUCACACCUGAGAGAACUGAACCUGAGCAGGAAUGAACUACUAGGAGACUCUGGAGUGAAACACCUCAGUGAUCUACUGAUGAACACACAAUUCAAGCUGGAGAAACUAGUUCUGUGUAGAUGCAGUAUUACAGAGAAACAGUGUCUCAUCCUGACUUCAGCUCUGAAAUCAAACCCAUCACACCUGAGAGAACUGAACCUGAGCGAGAAUAAACUACUAGGAGACUCUGGAGUGAAACACCUCAGUGAUCUACUGAUGAACACACAAUUCAAGCUGGAGAAACUAGAUCUGCGUGAAUGCAGUAUUACAGAGAAACAGUGUCUCAUCCUGACUUCAGCUCUGAAAUCAAACCCAUCACACCUGAGAGAACUGAACCUGAGCAGGAAUGAACUACUAGGAGACUCUGGAGUGAAACACCUCAGUGAUCUACUGAUGAACACACAAUUCAAGCUGGAGAAACUAGAUCUGUGUGAAUGCAGUAUUACAGAGAAACAGUGUCUCAUCCUGACUUCAGCUCUGAAAUCAAACCCAUCACACCUGAGAGAACUGAACCUGAGCAGGAAUGAACUACUAGGAGACUCUGGAGUGAAACACCUCAGUGAUCUACUGAUGAACACACAAUUCAAGCUGGAGAAACUAGAUCUGUGUGGAUGCAGUAUUACAGAGAAACAGUGUCUCAUCCUGACUUCAGCUCUGAAAUCAAACCCAUCACACCUGAGAGAACUGAACCUGAGCUGGAAUCAAAUAAAAAACCCAGGAGUGAAUCACUUAUGUGACGUACUGAAGGAUUCACGCUGUAAACUGGAGAGAUUGAGUCUUUAUGUCUGUGACAUUACAGCUGUUUCUUCUUUAACUCAGUCUUUGACAAACACAAAAGCUCUGCAGUUUCUAAAAGAGCUUGAUCUGAGUUAUAAUAAGAUUGGAGACUCAAAGCAGAAGCUCAUUGAUGUGCUACGAGACUCAAACUGUAAACUGAUCACAAGAUCGUCUGAACUACUGCAAAGACACAAAGAUCUCAGUGUUGAGCUGUUCAUCUGCAGUAUGUCAGAGAAGAGAAAGAUGAGUCUCUCACAGAAACAGAGUGUAAGAUCAGGCUCACAUGUGUCCAGCUCUGUGUCUGUGAAGAGUGACUGGUCAAAAGGUGAUCCACCGAAGUUCAGUGAGGAAACACCAUCAGCUACUGAAAGGCUGCAUUAUGAGACAUUAGACUUAGACUUUCAGAUUAACAGGAAACACAAGAAUUUCACAGACAAACUCCUAGGAAUCUUUCAGGAUCUUGAGAAGAAAAUAAUCACAUUUCUAAAAAAUGAACUGGACAUGUUUAAGAAAAUAUUACAAAAAGAGGACAUGCGAUACUUUGUGAAGGACUUUAAUGAGAACAGAUGCAGUAUGAAAGAAGCAGCUCUUGAUCUCACGCUCUACUUCCUGAGAGAGAUGAAGCAAGAUGAAGCUGCUGAUACUCUAGAAGAUGAGCUGUUCUUCAUUCAUCAGCUAAAGUGUAGCCUAAAGAAGAAGUAUCAGUGUGUGUCUGAAGGAAUUGCAAAGCAAGGAGACUCUACACUUCUGAAGAACAUCUACACAGAUCUCUAUAUCACUCAGGGUUGUAGUGAACAGGUCAAUACUGAACAUGAGAUGAGACAGAUUGAAGUUGCUUCCAGACGUCAUGAAUCACAGGAGAUACAGGUUGAGUGCAAACAUUUGUUUGAAGCACCUGAACAAGACAAGCAGAUCAGAACUGUACUGACAAAAGGAGUUGCUGGCAUCGGAAAAUCAGUCUCUGUGCAGAAGUUUGUUCUGGAUUGGGCCGAAGGAAAAGAAAAUCAAGAUAUCAGCUUCAUAUUUCCUCUUCCAUUUAGAGAGAUGAACUUAAAGGAGCAAGAAAAACUAAGUUUGAUGGACCUUAUAACUCAGUUUUUCCCAGAGACAAAAGGACUGAACCUUACGAGAAGAAAUCAAUUCAAAGUCUUGUUCAUUCUUGACGGAUUGGAUGAAUGUCGACUUCCUGUAAACUUUAAGGAUAAUGAGACGUGGUCUGAUGUUUCAUCACCAGCCUCUCUGGAUGUUCUCCUGACGAACCUCAUCAAGGGAAAUCUGCUUCCUUCUGCUCUCAUCUGGAUCACCAGCAGACCAGCAGCUGCCAGUAAGAUUCCUCCUGACUGUAUCGACCGGCUGACAGAGAUACGAGGAUUCAAUGAUGCACAAAAGGAGGAGUACUUCAGAAAAAGAUUCACGGAUGAGAAUCAGGCCAAAGAAAUCAUUGAUCAUGUUAAACAAUCAAAGAGUCUCUUUAUCAUGUGCCACAUCCCAGUCUUCUGCUGGAUUUCAGCCACUGUUCUCCAGAACAUUUUACAGGAGAAAAGAAAUAAUGUUCAAUAUCUGAGAAAUUGA
Carassius carassius (crucian carp) is the source of this 3014-nucleotide messenger RNA. Its product is annotated as NACHT, LRR and PYD domains-containing protein 3-like. Gene Ontology annotation, molecular function: protein binding. NCBI's taxonomy places the organism in Eukaryota, Metazoa, Chordata, Actinopteri, Cypriniformes, Cyprinidae. The transcript is spliced from 16 exons. The record is from RefSeq and is a predicted model, not a curated record. The coding region runs from base 12 to 3014 and encodes 1000 amino acids.